CUGUCCAAUGAGGAGCACGGAUAUUCAUAGUGCGCUUCCUGGAAACGUUUGUUUGUUUUCUUUUUUUUUUUCUCCCCCUCCCCUCCCGGUUCGCUUAGGGUAAGGGGAUUCUUGUGAGGACUUGUUUGGGCGACUGUGUGUUCUCCUGACUGCAGGCAUCUUUGGGCGACAUCUAGACACAUGAGAAACAGAAAUGAUAAGCAUAGAGGAAAGCUCAGAGGAAACGUAUAAAAACCACAAAGGAGGACGCCAGAGCAGAGCACUGAGAUGCGCCGAGCGUGAGACGCUGUCCGAGCCGCGAAGCAGACUCUCCUCCACCAACCAACCGAGCGACCCCGUGCCAGAUCAAAACGGAGCAGUGAGCCGGAGCCCUGGUGUCCAGUUGGCCACUACACUUUGCUGUGCAAGCAGAUCAAGAGGAACAAGAAGACACAAAACCUGAACACGGAGGAGAAAGUGGUCUUUGAGGAUGUGGCUGUGAACUUCACCUCAGGAGAGUGGGCUUUGUUGGAUUCAAGUCAGAAGAAACUCUACAGAGAUGUGAUGAAGGAGACAUAUUUGAACCUGAUCUUCAUAGAAAAAGCAGUAGAAAAAAAUAUUGGAGAGGACUGCAAACACCUCAUCAGAAACACACGAACUCAAGCGAUUGAUAAAGACUGUGGAUAUGCAUGUGACCAUGAUUGUGAUAAAAAUCAGGAACAUAUUACUGAGAAUAUCAUCAUUAAACACAUGCAUCCUGGAAUAAGAGUAUGGAAAAGCCCAUUGUGUGUUAGAAACAUCAUAGGUCAUUCAUCCUCACCUGGGUACAUUAGAGCCCAGACUACAUGGGCACCGUCUGUAUGGAAGAAAGCUAUAGCACGAGCUUUUUCACAUCAGGAACAUUGGAAUGAUGUCCGUCAUUCUGAGUCACUUCAGGUACUUGAAAUUUCACCCAAGGAGAAACCCUGUGAGAGUCAAGAAUAUAAUGAAGCCUGUAGGGGUCUCAGCUUGGUUCAGCCUCAGGAGAGAACUCACACUGGAGUUACACUCAAUGACAAUGACUUAAGGGGAAACACAUAUAUUCAGAAUGAUGAAGGAAUCCAUAAAGAAAUGAAACAGUUUGUAUACAAGCUCUGUGAUGAGUCCUUCAUUGAUUCCAGUGACCUUUACAACCAUGAAAAUAGUCAUAUUAGACAGAAAAGGUACAAUAGUAGGCAAUGUGGCAAAACAUUUAAAAAUGCAAAAUGUUUUGAGAAGCAUAAAGUAACUCAUACAAAAGAGAAACCUUAUGUUUGUAAGAAUUGUGAAAAAACCUUUACAUGCUUCAGUCAUCUGAAGAAACAUGUAAGGAUUCACACUGGAGAGAAGCCUUACGUUUGUAAGAACUGUCAAAAAACGUUUACACACUCCAGUCAUCUGAACAGACAUGAAAGGACUCACACUGGAGAGAAGCCUUAUGUGUGUAGACAUUGUGGAAAAGCAUUUAACCGCUCCAGUCAUCUGAACAUACAUGAAAAUAUUCACAAUGGAGAGAAGCCUUAUGCGUGUAGGCAUUGUGGAAAAGCUUUUAACUACUCCAGUGCUCUGAAUGUUCAUGAAAGGAUCCACAGUGGCGAGAAACCACAUGCUUGUAGGCAUUGUGGAAAAACUUUUAACUACUCCAGUACUCUGAAUGUUCAUGAAAGGAUUCACACUGGAGAGAAGCCUUAUGCUUGUAGGCAUUGUGGAAAAGCCUUCAUCACCUCCAGUCAUCUGAAUAGACAUGAAAGGAUUCACAGUGGAGAGAAGCCUUAUGCUUGUAGGCAUUGUGGAAGAGCAUUUACCACUGCCAGUCAUCUGAACAGACAUGAAAGGAUUCACAGUGGAGAGAAGCAUUAUUCUUGUAAGCAUUGUGGAAAAUCGUUUAACUGCUCUAGUCUUCUGAACAGACAUGAAAGGGUUCACAAUGGAGAGAAGCCCUAUGCUUGUAGGCAUUGUGGAAAAGCAUUUAACUGCUCUAGUUUUCUGAACAGACAUGAAAGGGUUCACAGUGGAGAGAAGCCUUAUGUUUGUAGGCAUUGUGGAAAAGCUUUUAGCACCUCCAGUCGUCUGAACAGACAUGAAAGGAUUCAUAGUGGAGAGAAGCCUUAUUCUUGUAGACACUGUGGAAAAGCAUUUACCACCUCGAGUCAUCUGAACAGGCAUGAAAGGAUUCACAAUGGAGAGAAGCCUUAUGCAUGUAAGCAUUGUGGAAAAACCUUCAGUGACUCCACUAGUCAUAAGAAACAUGAAAGAAAUCACACUGGAGAGAAGCCUUAUGCUUGUAAAUAUUGCGGAAAAGCCUUCAGGGACUCCAGUACUCAUAAGAAUCAUGAAAGGCUUCACACUGGAUUGAAACCUUAUGCUUGCAGGUAUUGUGGAAAAGCCUUCAGUCAGUACAAUGGCCGUAAGUAUCAUGAAAGGACUCACACUGAACAGAAGCCUUAUGCAUGCAGGCAUUGUGGAAAAGCCUUCAGUGACAUCAGUAGUUAUGAGAAACAUGAAAGAAGGCACACUGGAGAGAAGCCUUAUGCAUGUAAGCAUUGUGAAAAAGCCUUCAGCCUGUCCAGUAGUCUUAAGAAUCAUGAAAGGAUUCACACUAAAUAGAACAUUACGUAAAAACAUUUACCCCUUUCACAUCCUAACUUGAAUGAAAAAAAUCACAGGAGAGAAACAAUUGUUAUAUAAAGUGUGUGGGGAGUUCCUUCAGUCUAGUGAUCUUUGCAAGUAUCAAAAAGUUCACUCCAGAGAGAGGGAUUAUUCAUGUAAGCAUUUUAGAAAAGCCUUCAGUGACUCCAGUAGUCAUCACAGACAUGGAAAGUGUCACACCGGAGAGAAGUCUUAUGCUUUUAAGCAUUGUAGAAAAGCUUUCAGGCACUCUGAUAACAGCAGACAUGAAAUGCUUCACUCUAGUCAGUAGCCUAAUGCUAGGUAGCUUUUGGAAAAGCCUUCCAUAGUUCCAACUGACACAAGACCAGUAAAAAUAUUCACUCUGGAUGUAAAGUCUUUCCUUGUAAGAAUUUGAGAAACUUUUUCUUUGCUUUUGUGAUUUUAUCAAGGAUAAAAGACCCCACACUAGUGAGCAACCUUUUCAAUGCCAGCAUUGUGGAAAAGCCUUGGCCACUUCAAAUUUCUGUAACCCUCAUGUAAGAAUUUACAUUGGAAAGAAGUAUAAUGCAAGUGUGCAAAAGCCUUCACCAGUUCCUGGUUCCAGAAUGUUCUCAAGAAUCCAUCCUACAGACAGACCUUACAUGGGUAUGCAUUCACAAAAUGUUUUAGCAGCAACAGUUCCUAUCAUACUCAAAAAUGUAUUUCACUGGUGAAAGCCUUUAUGUUUGGAAUAAAUGUGGGAAAAUCUUCAAAGUGUUUAAAAUAGAUUCAGUUUGAAGUUAUUGUAACUUUCAACAUAGUAUUCCUGAUUUUUUGUGUCCCACAUCCCUGGAUAAUGAUCUCACAGUGAAAAGCGUAGUAUAUAUAACUUGCAGUACCAUUAACUGUGACAAUGCAUUUGUCAAAUUGCUUCUAUCGUGAGGUAUGAGAGAUGAAUGUAAGUGGACCGUGAGAUGCAUCAGCUAGUAAUGGUUUAUUGCCAGAAACCAUGAUUCUCUCAGUUCCCUUUCUGGAUCUUACAUGGUGGCACUAGAGAACCAAUCCCUGAAAGAGGUCUUCUGACAGUCACUCCCACACUUUCAAUUGAACACACACACAGAAAUACAAAUGAGUAAAUGAUAAUAUGUUUGUCAUAGAGGAGACUUAACUAACAAACACAGUAUUUUAAUGUGGAAAGAAACAUUGUUUGAUUCAAUAUUUUACUCUAUAAAGGAUUAAAAUCACUACAGUAUGUGUAAUAA
Molecule: messenger RNA, 3848 nt
Organism: Mesocricetus auratus (golden hamster)
Lineage: Eukaryota; Metazoa; Chordata; Mammalia; Rodentia; Cricetidae
Product: zinc finger protein 883
Exons: 5
Coding region: 544-2604 (686 amino acids)
Biological process (GO): regulation of DNA-templated transcription
Molecular function (GO): DNA-binding transcription factor activity, RNA polymerase II-specific; RNA polymerase II cis-regulatory region sequence-specific DNA binding
Source: RefSeq, a predicted model, not a curated record